Nannizzia gypsea CBS 118893 is the source of this 2559-nucleotide messenger RNA. Its product is annotated as importin subunit beta-1. The transcript has 7 exons. Gene Ontology annotation, biological process: protein import into nucleus. Gene Ontology annotation, cellular component: cytoplasm; nucleus. Gene Ontology annotation, molecular function: small GTPase binding; nuclear import signal receptor activity. Bases 1 to 2559 code for a protein of 852 amino acids. The record is from RefSeq and is a predicted model, not a curated record. NCBI's taxonomy places the organism in Eukaryota, Fungi, Ascomycota, Eurotiomycetes, Onygenales, Arthrodermataceae.
AUGGACGUCAAUCAGGUGUUGGCCAGCACCCUCUCUGCCGAUGCCGCUACUCGCCAGAAUGCGGAACAGCAGCUACUUCACGCCGCAGAAGUUGACUUUGCGGGAUACCUCACGACCCUAGCUGGCGAGUUGUCGAACGAAAAUGCUGCCUCGUCGAUCCGGACGGCCGCUGGCCUGGCGCUCAAGAACGCUUUUUCCUUCCGAGAUAUCGCCCGCCUGCGAGAGGUGCAGGGCCGGUGGGUGCACGGCGUCGACCAGCAGGUCAAGAAGAACGUCAAGGAGCUCGCUCUCAAGACGCUGGGCGCAUCUGAUGGCCGCGCGGGACAGUCGGCCGGCCAGUUCAUAGCCUCCAUCGCGGCCAUAGAGCUGCCCCGCAAUGAGUGGCAGGAUCUCAUGAACCUGCUCGUCCAGAACAUCAGCACCGGCUCAGACCACCUCAAGCAGGCCUCGCUGACCACGAUCGGCUUCAUCUGCGAGUCCGAAGAGCCCGACCUGCGCGAGAGCCUGAGCGCUCACUCCAACGCUAUCCUCACGGCCGUUGUGCAAGGAGCGCGGCGGGAAGAACAGAACCCAGACGUCAGGAACGCUGCCAUCUCCGCGCUCAGCGAUGCCAUCGAGUUCGUGCGCUCUAACUUCGAGAAUGAGGGCGAGCGGAACUACAUCAUGCAGGUCGUCUGCGAGGCCACACAGGCGGAGGACACGCGGAUACAGGCCGGCGCUUUCGGCUGUCUGAACAGAAUCAUGGGCAUUUAUUACGACAAGAUGCGUUUCUACAUGGAAAAGGCGCUCUUUGGAUUAACAAUUAUGGGCAUGAAGAGCGAGGAGGAAGACGUGGCCAAGCUCGCCAUCGAGUUCUGGUGCACCGUCUGCGAAGAGGAGCUUUCCAUCGAUGAUGACAACAACCAGGCACAGGCUGAAGGGUCGACAGAGAUUCGGCCGUUCUUCAGCUUUGCCCGCAUCGCCUGCAGAGAGGUCGUCCCCGUCCUCCUGCAGCUAAUGACCACUCAGGACGAAGACGCCAGCGACGAUGACUACGACGUCUCCCGCGCCGCCUACCAGGCGCUGCAGCUCUAUGCCCAGACCGUACAGGCCGAGCUCGUCGGGCCCGUCCUCGAGUUCGUCGAGCAGAACUUGCGCAGCGAAGACUGGCAUCACCGUGACGCUGCCGUCUCGGCCUUUGGCGCUAUCAUGGACGGCCCAGAGCACGAAACCCUGGUGCCCCUUGUCCGCCAGGCCCUGCCAGUCAUGAUCACCAUGAUGGAAGACAAGGUCGUGCAUGUCAGAGACUCUACUGCCUACGCCCUGGGCCGAAUCUGCGACUACUGCUCUGGCGCCAUCGAGGUCAACGUACACCUGCAUCCGCUCAUUUCAUGUCUCUUCAACGGCCUCGCAAGCAGCCCCAAGAUCGCCGGAUCCUGCUGCUGGGCCCUGAUGAACCUUGCAGACCGGUUCGCCGGCGAUGCUGGCGCUCAAACCAACCCUCUCAGCAAGCAUUUCCAGGACAGCAUCACCUCCCUUUUGUCUGUUACCGAAAGAACCGAUUCUGAUAACCAAACUACGAACUGCCGCAUACGAGGUCCUGAACUCAGACUAGAGCAGACCGUGCCAAUGCAGCAGCAGGUCGUCAGCGUCGAGGACCGUAUCACCCUAGAAGAGCUCCAGACCAGCUUGACCAGUGUUCUCCUAGCUAUCGUCCAGCGAUUGGAGGCUGAAAUCAAACCCCAAGCCGAUCGCAUCAUGACUGUGCUUCUCCAGGUGUUGACUACGAUCCCACCAAAGUCCAGUGUGCCCGACACCGUCUUCGCAACAGUCGGCUCUCUCGCCAGCUCACUUGAGGCCGACUUUAUCAAAUACAUGGAACCCUUCAGUCCAUUCCUGUACAACGCCCUCGCCAACCAGGAAGAACCGGGUCUCUGUGCCAUGGCCAUCGGUCUGGUCAGCGACAUCACUCGCUCGCUGGGAGAAAAAGUGCAGCCCUUCUGCGAUGCGUUCAUGAACCACUUGCUCAACAACCUCCGCAGCAACAACCUGUCCAACCAGCUCAAGCCCGCCAUCCUGGAAACAUUCGGCGACAUUGCCCAGGCCAUUGGCUCACACUUUGAAACCUACCUGUCUGUAGUCGCACAGGUCCUUCAACAGGCCUCUGCCGUGACUGCCAGCAAUGACGUCUCCUACGACAUGAUCGAUUACAUCGUCUCCCUCCGCGAAGGUAUCAUGGACGCCUGGGGUGGUAUCUUGCUCGCCUACAAGGGUGCGCCCAACGUAAACAUUCUCCAGCCAUACGUCGAGUCUAUCUUCCAGCUUUUGCACCUGGUCGCACAGGAGCCAUCUCGUAGCGAAGGUCUGCUACGUGCUAGCAUGGGAGUGAUCGGUGACUUGGCCGAAGCCUUCCCCAACGGAGAAUACGCAUCCUUCUUCCGCAACGACUUCGUGUCCGCCCUGAUAAGAGAGGCCCGAACAAGCCGUGAGUACGGCCCACAGACCGUCGAAACUGCUCGCUGGGCAAGAGGACAAGUCAAGCGCCAGAUUGGUCUUGCUACUGCUGCAUCGAUGUCUUAA